GAUACAGCCGGACAAGAAAGAUACAGGACCAUCACUACUGCCUACUACCGAGGAGCCAUGGGCUUUGUCCUCAUGUAUGAUAUCACCAGUGAAGACUCCUUCAAUGCAGUGCAGGACUGGGCCACACAAAUCAAGACUUACUCCUGGGACAAUGCACAAGUGAUCCUGGUGGGAAACAAAUGUGACAUGGAGGAUGAGAGAACUGUUCCUGUGGAGAAGGGGAAAAAUCUGGCGGAUCAGCUAGGAUUUGACUAUUUUGAAGCCAGUGCCAAAGAAAACAUCAACGUAAGGCAGGUGUUUGAGCGCCUUGUGGAUAUAAUCUGUGAGAAGAUGUCGGAGAGUAUAGAUUCAGACCCUUGCAGGGGCACUUCUGGAAGGAGCAUGCGGCUCACAGACAACCCACCCCCUUCGCAGCAGAACUGCUCGUGCUAG
This is a messenger RNA of Nestor notabilis (Kea), 432 nucleotides long. RefSeq names its product ras-related protein Rab-3B-like. The transcript is spliced from 3 exons. The record is from RefSeq and is a predicted model, not a curated record. The annotation marks the transcript as partial. Gene Ontology annotation, cellular component: endosome; plasma membrane; synaptic vesicle. Gene Ontology annotation, biological process: protein localization to plasma membrane; regulation of exocytosis; protein secretion. Gene Ontology annotation, molecular function: GTP binding; GTPase activity. Lineage: Eukaryota; Metazoa; Chordata; Aves; Psittaciformes; Psittacidae.